AUGCACGGCGCUGACAGCAGCACGAGUCUGACACCGCUUCAUCCACAGACACAGAGACACAGACACAGAGACUCCGCUAUGGGACCGACAGAGGUGCAGCUGACCCCCCCCAGCUCCUCUGUGAGCUCUGAGAACCGUCUGCGUUGGGACCUGACUCCGCAGCAGAUCCUGGACCUGUCCCACAAACUCAUCAGCGACACCAAGAAAGUGUACGACGUUGUGGGAGAGCUCCCCCUGGAGGACGUCAGCUUCGACAACACGCUGAAGGCCCUGGCCGACGUCGAGGUCGAAUACACAGUCCAGAGGAACAUGCUGGACUUCCCGCAGCACGUCUCCUCCUGUAAAGACGUGCGCACCGCCUCCACCGACGCAGACAAACUCCUGUCAGAGUUCGAUGUCGAGAUGAGUAUGAGAGAGGACGUGUACCAGCGCAUCGUGGAGCUGCAGAAGAAGCUGGAGCCAGAGUCUCUGAGCCCAGAGGCCAAACGAUACAUGGAGCGACUGAUCCGACUGGGGAGGAGGAACGGCCUGCACCUCCCCAAGGAGACGCAGGAGGAGAUAAAGAAAAUAAAGAAGCGUCUGAGUAAUCUGUGCAUCGACUUCAACAAGAACCUGAACGAGGACACGACGAGUUUGAGCUUCAGCCGCCAGGAACUGGCGUCUGGGGGGGAUGGAUGCUUCUGCGCCCCGGUGUCACCUCCGCGCGUGGCUCAGCUCGGCUCGGCUCGGCUCCAGCGCUCCUCCAGCUCAUGUUAG
Messenger RNA from Knipowitschia caucasica, 756 nucleotides. The record is from the annotation of a GenBank genome assembly. NCBI's taxonomy places the organism in Eukaryota, Metazoa, Chordata, Actinopteri, Gobiiformes, Gobiidae.